This is a messenger RNA of Neoarthrinium moseri, 843 nucleotides long. RefSeq lists its product as uncharacterized. Lineage: Eukaryota; Fungi; Ascomycota; Sordariomycetes; Amphisphaeriales; Apiosporaceae. The coding region runs from base 1 to 843 and encodes 280 amino acids. The transcript has 3 exons. Gene Ontology annotation, biological process: vesicle budding from membrane; late endosome to vacuole transport via multivesicular body sorting pathway. The record is from RefSeq and is a predicted model, not a curated record. Gene Ontology annotation, cellular component: ESCRT III complex; multivesicular body.
AUGCAGCCCAUGCAGCCCAUCGACCUUGGCCCAGGCCAUGCGACACCGAUGACGACGGCUCCGUUCCCCGGAUGUCCAUCUCCUCGGGCUGCAUACAACAGCAGUUGCAGUUCGUUGACUCCCCAACCCGCGGCUGACCGAUUACGAUCAUCGAUCCACCCUUCGAAUCCCCGUCCGGCAUCAUCGCAGUGCAGACAGGCUAACCCGGAGCGCCUGCGCGCCGCGCCCCCAACCAGAGCCAUCCUCGACCUCAAGCUGCAGCGCGACAAGCUGCACCAGUACCAGCGGCGGAUCACGGCGCUGACGGCGGCCGAGACGGCGGCGGCGCGGCAGAUGUUGGCGGCGGGCAACAAGCCGCGGGCGCUGCUGGCGCUGCGGCGCAAGAAGUACCAGGAGUCGCUGCUGGCCAAGACGGACGCGCAGCUCGAGCAGCUCGAGCAGCUGGUGCGCAGCGUCGAGUUCGCCCAGAUCCAGAAGGACAUCGUCUUCGGCCUGGCGCAGGGCACCAAGGUGCUCAAGGAGAUCCACGCUGAGAUGGGCGGCAUCGAGAAGGUCGAGAUGCUCAUGGGCGAGAACGCCGAGGCCAUCGCGUACCAGGAGGAGAUCAGCGAGAUGCUCGGCGGACGUAUAUCGAACCAGGACGAGGAAGAGGUCGAGGACGAACUCGCGGCGCUGGAACUCGAGGUCAACGGACCGCUGAACUCGGAGAUGAGCGGCACGCCUGUGCUGCCCAAUGUUCCCGAUACCCGGCUGCCCGAGACGCCAGACGCCGAACCCGAGACGGCGGCGGCGAAGAAGAGGCAACAACAGCAGGAAGAGAGGCGACAGGCGGUACCGGCCUAG